AUGGCCGCCAUUCCGCUCUAUGACAUCACCGUGGGCUGCGCCCUCGACGCGAACAAGACGCUCCUCCACAUCAUCAAGAAGGCUCAGGCCCAUCCGGAUGCGGCGUCUUUCGCCUCAGCCCGCAUUUACCCGGACAUGCUCCCCUUCACGUUCCAAGUCUACACCGUCACCAACUUCAGCAAGAAGAUGGUUGAGCGCCUGACGGCCCGCGGGGAAUCCAUCGGGGCGUGGGAGGACAACGAGGAGACCCUGGAGCAGCUGGUAGCGCGCGUCGAGAAGACCAUUGCCCUGCUGGAGGGGGUGAAGAGGGAGGAAGUUGAGCCCAAGGAGCAGACCAUCUCAUACGGGCCGAAGUAUCACAGCGUCCAGGCGACAACGAACCAGUACGUGCUCGGCUACGCGCUCCCGAACCUGCUAUUCCACUUGAGCACGGCGUACGACAUCUUGCGGAUGAAGGGUGUCGAGUUGGGCAAGGGCGACUUCCUGAAGUACUAUGCCAAGGACAUCGCGCCCGUACCUAAGGAGGAGUAA
Molecule: messenger RNA, 531 nt
Organism: Chaetomium strumarium
Lineage: Eukaryota; Fungi; Ascomycota; Sordariomycetes; Sordariales; Chaetomiaceae
Exons: 1
Coding region: 1-531 (176 amino acids)
Source: RefSeq, a predicted model, not a curated record